Molecule: messenger RNA, 1224 nt
Organism: Annulohypoxylon truncatum
Lineage: Eukaryota; Fungi; Ascomycota; Sordariomycetes; Xylariales; Hypoxylaceae
Product: membrane fusion mating protein FIG1
Exons: 3
Coding region: 244-1044 (266 amino acids)
Biological process (GO): conjugation with cellular fusion
Cellular component (GO): membrane; mating projection tip
Source: RefSeq, a predicted model, not a curated record
CUUUAUAUACGUUGACGACGAGUGAGCGAAUUACGAUCACAUUCCAACGAGACGUCCGUGGGAUUUUCGAGAUCAGCCUUGCAUCCGCAUUCCAUCUCGAGUGUCCCAUAUACGCCGCCGAGACCCAUUCGCAUUCCAGCGCUGCUGCGGCGUGAGAUCAUCCAAUCACACCGUCGCUCCACGGGAGGACGGGUGUGGAUAGAGGACAUUUACCUCGGGAAUUUGGGAACAUAAUCAGAAACCAUGCCUGGAGAAUUCCAAGUCGGUUGGUAUCGGUUCAUACCGUUCCUAGGAUACCACCAUGUUUUGAUGAUUCUAAUAGCAGUCGCCAUAAUAUUAUUAUCACUCUUACUAGCAGGCUGUUCAUCUUCCUCCCCCCUUAUCCCCGACAUCUUCCUCCUCUCCAUCUACUACGAAAAGUACACCGCCGUACCGGACACGUCGCAAGUAGACUACAAUGUCAACCAAGCCAUCAGCAACAUCGUCGGGUCUGCGCAUUUGCAGGCCCGCGUCGGCUACUUCGGCAUCUGCAUCAACCCCGACGGCGGCUCCUGGCUUUGCAGCAACAACGCCACCGCGCUAGCCAACGAGGUCUCAGUCGAUCAGGACCCGCUGAACCUCAUCUGGCUGGCGAGUCAGUUCAAGGACAUGAUCGUGUUCCCUUACUUGAUCAUCAUCGCUAUCAUCUUCGCCUUCGUAUGUUUCCUGCUCCUGGCCACCUUCCCCGGCUGGCACGAGGAGGAGGACAGCGAGGGAUCGGAUCGCGAGAUCAAGCCUUUCCCCAGCAGGCCGGUCUCGCAGAUCGCGCUGGCUAUUAUUUUCAUCGCAUCUAUCUUCGUGCUCGUGUCGGUGCUGUGGCAACACACGGCGUCAGUUGCCGCGUCCGUUAUAGCGCAGGACUUCGGUAAUGGCAGCGUGUUAUCAGGAAUCGGAACCAGUGCCAUGGUAAUGGGUUGGUUCAGCUUCACGCUCCUAAUCAUCGUCACGAUCGGCCUGCUCGUCAUGAUAUUAAGUAUCAGGGUGCUCUCGCAACUAGCGGAUUAGAGUUGAAGAGAGAGAGCACAGAGCCGGGGGGAAAUGGAGAGAGUUUUCGGCUGGGUUUUAUGACAUGCAUUUGGAAAACGAAACAAAAUAACAGGACGAUGAAUGCGAGGGGGGAAAAUACUUGUCUAUAUGGGAAAGGCAACUUGGCCGCUUUUAAAGAACGCGACGAACAUUUUCUGU